Molecule: messenger RNA, 1845 nt
Organism: Aspergillus luchuensis
Lineage: Eukaryota; Fungi; Ascomycota; Eurotiomycetes; Eurotiales; Aspergillaceae
Exons: 6
Coding region: 1-1845 (614 amino acids)
Biological process (GO): proteasome-mediated ubiquitin-dependent protein catabolic process
Cellular component (GO): GID complex
Molecular function (GO): protein binding
Source: RefSeq, a predicted model, not a curated record
AUGCGCCCGGAUGGCAUUUCCAGUACAAACGGCUCCUCCCAUACGUUGAAUGGCUCAAAUGCAUCCCCGUCUCAGAAGACAGCUUUCGCCCACUCUCUGAACGGCCAAACAAGUUUCACAGCCUCCAACGGAGACGUACGCACGAAUGGCUCUCAAAAAGCGUCAGUCGGCCCUCCGUCAUACUAUGGUCAUGACCGAGAAGAAGUUACCAGGAUCUUGAUUCAAGCCCUGUUUGACCUUGGCUAUGAUGGGGCCGCGACGCUUCUAAGCAAGGAGAGUGGGUAUCAACUCGAGAGCCCAGCAGUUGCUACGUUUAGAAAUGCGGUGUUAGAGGGCCGAUGGACCGAGGCGGAACAUAUACUGGUGCAGUCAUUCUAUCCGGAUCGAGGUGGUUGGAGGAGUAAUACCGGCGAGCAAGCGACGAAUAGGGAGAAGCUGGUUUUGGUGGAAGAUGCUCAAAAGAACGAAAUGCUUUUUUACCUGCGCCAGCAAAAAUUCCUCGAAUUGUUGGAAGCCCGCGAUUUGGCGGCGGCCCUAAUUGUUCUGAGACAUGAACUGACACCGCUGAAUUAUGACAUAGGACGGUUACACGCUCUGUCCAGUCUACUCAUGUGCCCCCCGGAACAUCUCCACGACCAGGCCGGCUGGGACGGUCCCAUAAGCUCUUCUCGAGAACGCUUGUUGUCGGAAUUGUCUCGGUCAAUAUCCCCCUCUGUAAUGAUUCCGGACAAUCGUCUUGCUAUUCUGCUGGAUCACGUCAAACAAACACAGAUCAACCAGUGCUUAUACCAUAAUUCCGCAUCACCACCUUCAUUGUAUUCAGAUCACAUGUGUGAUCGCAAAGACUUUCCUUUGCGGACCGGGAUUGAGUUGAACCAGCAUUCCGACGAGGUAUGGUGGUGCCAGUUCUCGAACGACGGGACGAAGCUGGUCACUGCCAGCAAAGAUCAGACUGUAAUCAUUUACGAAACCAGCACCUUCUCUGUGAUACAGAAGCUCUUGGGUCAUGAGGAUGGUGUUGCACAGUGUGCAUGGAGCCCGGAUGACUCGAAGAUCAUUACCUGUUCUCAGGACAAGACCGCCCGCGUGUGGAGCGUUGAGACUGGUCGUUGCCUUCUGACCAUCAAUCACCACCGUCAUCCCGUGACAGCUGCGGCGUGGGCUCCUGAUGGCGAGUCUUUCGUAACGGCGGCUCUGGACGUGAGCUCGCAACUCUGUCAUUGGGGCAUGCGUGGACAGACCCUAUACAUGUGGCCGGAAGGCUUCCGCGUCCAAGACUGUGCUAUCACGCCCGAUGGCCGGAGACUUAUCGCGGCAGACCUCGAUCAGAAGGUCCACGUCUACAACCUUGCGACCCGCGAUGAAGAAUACUGUCUAGCCCUGAAAAGCAAGCCAACCUCCGUCGCUGUUAGCAGGGACUCCCGUCACAUGUUGAUCAACUCCGCCGACGGACAAAUACAGCUUGUUGACAUCAACACCACAGACGUUGUGCGUCGAUUUUCAGGGCAGAAACAAGGGCAUUUCGUCAUUCGCAGUGUCUUUGGUGGUGCGGCGGAAAACUUUAUUGUCAGUGGAAGUGAAGAUUCUCGUGUUUAUAUCUUCCACAAAGAAGCUGGCACACUUGUAGAGGCAUUAGAGGGGCACGUACGAGGAUGUGUAAAUUCCAUGUCCUGGAAUCCUCGAGACCCAGGAAUGUUUGCUUCUGCUGGCGACGACUGCUUGGUUAGAAUUUGGACACGUGAACGUGACAUACGACCGAAUGUUUCAGCGGGCAAGCACAGGGCAGUAUCGACAAGUGGUUUCACUCGCACUAGCGCUCUGCGUUCAACAUCAAGCUUCAAUUAG